Messenger RNA from Brassica napus (rape), 1421 nucleotides. RefSeq names its product CTD small phosphatase-like protein. Bases 342 to 1256 code for a protein of 304 amino acids. The transcript has 6 exons. The record is from RefSeq and is a predicted model, not a curated record. Gene Ontology annotation, molecular function: phosphoprotein phosphatase activity. Lineage: Eukaryota; Viridiplantae; Streptophyta; Magnoliopsida; Brassicales; Brassicaceae.
AGGGAAUUGAGCGCAGCGCUUUCUUCUCUUUUAAAUCUGUCUCUUCUUUCGAAUCUCUCCCACCCUCACUUCUUCGCGCCUGGCUAUUACUUCCAAUUAUUUUAUCGUAUUACGUUCGCCGUGAUCGUCAGUCGCCAACAAUCACGCGUGAAUCACAGUAAUCAAAGCAAAUAAAAAAUAAAAAUAAAAAAGCAAAGACGUUUUUGCUGAAAAAGAGAAAGAAAACCCAAAGUGAGAGCCCAAACUUUGAUUGUCUCAUCUUCUUCCUCAGGUUCCUCGUUUAACCAAAAGCUUUGUAACUAGUCUCCAUCCUUCUCCCCUGGAUCGAACCGGUCCAAGUCAUGUCGGAACUGAACCAAGCCGAUGUUGUUUACUCUCCACGGUCGUCGCUUCAACUGUGGAAUGUUUUUGUCAACUGGCUCGAUUUUUUCUACCAGUUCUUUCUUAAGAUCCUCCGUCCCCUCGCUCACCACCCUUUUCUCUCUUCCAAAGCCAUCUCCGAUGGGUUUAAGCCCCUGCCAGUCAUCGAGUUACCGGAGAUGGCGGCGGAACCACCCGUCACCACCAUACAAAUCACCUCCGGGAGAACUUCUAGCGAAGGAGAAGUCGGUAGCAUCCAGAGACUCACGGUAGUUUUGGACUUGGAUGAGACAUUGGUUAGUGCGUAUGAGACGUCUAGUCUACCUGAUAAUUUACGUACACAAGCUAUUGAAGCUGGAUUAAAGUGGUUUGAGCUGGAGUGCAUAUCAUCAACAAAGGAAUGCAACGGGGAGCCUAAAAUCAAUUAUGUUACAGUGUUUGAGCGUCCAGGGUUACAUGAUUUCUUAGAGAAACUUAGCCAAUUUGCACAUCUUAUUGUAUUUACCGCUGGUCUUGAAGAUUAUGCAAGACCGCUUGUGGACAAAAUAGAUACCAAGCAUGUAUUGAACGAGAGGCUGUAUCGACAUUGUACUGUCAGCACGCAAUAUCGAGAUCACGUGAAGGAUCUACUAUGCACAUCAAAGAAUAUGUGUAGGACAGUUAUAGUAGACAACAAUCCUUACAGUUUUUUAUUACAACCUCUAAACGGGAUUCCAUGUGUUCCGUUUUCCGCUGAACAGCCACAUGAUACUCAGCUACUGGACAUUAUUCUCCCGCUUCUUAAGCAACUUUCAGAAGAAGAGGAUGUAAGAGGAGCUCUUUACGAUAGAUUCCACAUGCCUGAAUGGUUCGAAAAGCAAGGCAUACCAAGGUCAUGCUGGACAUCAUCGCAAUAGCUCACAGUGGAAAAUGUGUUGAUAAGUCUGCUUGGACAGUUGGACUAAACAAGAUUGCGAAGCCACUAAAUUUUUAGCUGUGUAUAUAUUGGACAUGACUGCGUUACGAUGUUUUUGAAUGAAAAAAAAAAAUCUAUGUCGAAAAUCCAAUCCGGUCUUGGUCUA